Molecule: messenger RNA, 1357 nt
Organism: Cladocopium goreaui
Lineage: Eukaryota; Dinophyceae; Suessiales; Symbiodiniaceae
Source: the annotation of a GenBank genome assembly
CACUGGCAGUGGCCAAAUUCUGUCUCUUGGGCGCCAAGAAGGGCAUGUUUUUCGCAAAGGCCAAGGCUGCCCUGUCGUUGGAAGCCUACAUGAAGAACCCCUUUAAGCUCUUUCGGCGGCAGGUCAUCAGUCCUUUGGAUCCCUUUCGGCGGCAAAAAGAAAUGUCCACGGUGGAAGCUAUGCGCAAAGAAGUGCGCGAAAGUGGGCUGAAAGGUCUUUCCACGAAAAGCAUCUUGCCCUACGCGGCCAACGCCGGGAUUGCCAUGGUCAUGUUCCACACCUACACCACCACCCGGCUGAUGCUGCACAGCUGGGCUGACAGCUAUCCAUCCCUGGCACCCUUGGCAGAGAUGCCGCUCUGUUGCGAGGCCUUGGCCGGUGCCAGCGCGGGGCUGAUGCAAGCGACGUUGCACAGUCCUUUAUACAACGUGCGGCUCUGUCGCGAUGAUGAGAUCGCAGCGAAUCGCGAUCAGAAAGCCCUGGGCCAGAGAUUGGUGGAACUUCAUGCCAGAGCGGGCAUCAGAGGAUGCUUUCAGAACUAUUCCUUCAUCAUGGCCCAAGAAGUCUUGGCGUUGAUGAGUUUCUUUACCAGCUACGAGUGGCUCAAAUUGAAAACCACCAGUUGGCUGCGGCACCAGUUGGAUGACUCUGGAGAGAAGGACGUUUGGGGUUGGACCAUCGCCGCCUGCGGCUCCGGCGUGGUCCUGAGCGCCGUCGGCACGCCCUUUGAGAAUCUGCUGGCGUGGCAUGUGGCGGAGCGCAGCAAAGCGCAGCCCAGGGGUGUAUGGAAGCAUUUCCUGAAAGAGCCCUCACGUUCGCGUCGCAGCAUCCUCUUUGGUGGCAUGAGGAGCAAACUGCUGAUCGCACCUCUGGCUGGGCUUCCUUUGUUGGCUUAUGAUCCUUGGAACAUCUUAGAACUGCCUUGGCUGUUUAAAAGCCACCAUGGAAUGCCAUGGAUUCAUCAGAUCUGCGAUGGGAUUCAAACGUAGAAGGAUUCCCUGAUGGAUCAAGAUGGGCCAUUGCAGGUCAAACGUAUUCCGUUCUAAACUUCAAAUCAACAACUGAGCCAGACAAAAAUCAUCACUGAUACCUUAACUUCCCCCAAUUCCUCAGGAAAUCAUGGUACAUCAAGGCAUGGCUCCGCGAUUUCAUCCUUGACGUCGCCGACGUGACAUCGUGACGUCGCCAACUUGGUGGAUGGCCUGGGGUGUGUCGCGCGGCACAGCCUGGUGAUGUCGAAGGACCAUCAGAAAGCGGGAACUGAAGCAGCGACUGGAGCAGCUGGAGCAGUGUCCAAAGUGGACGUGGUGAAGAUGUUGGGUGCGACAGUGCCAAAGGAUGGAAACGGGGAUGGAAA